Molecule: messenger RNA, 690 nt
Organism: Dracunculus medinensis (Guinea worm)
Lineage: Eukaryota; Metazoa; Nematoda; Chromadorea; Rhabditida; Dracunculidae
Source: the annotation of a GenBank genome assembly
AUGUCAAUAUCGCCUUCAAUUCAAAAAUUUAAUUAUUUCUUGAUACUCGAUUUUGAAGCAACGUGUAUUGAGAAUGGAAAAAUACAACCUCAUCAGGAAAUUAUCGAAUUUCCUGUGCUUCAAGUCGAUGCAAAAUCGUUAAAAGAAGUAAAUCGUUUUCAUCAAUAUGUUCGACCAACUGAACGGCCAUUUUUGACUUCGUUUUGCACUAAUCUUACUGGUAUCGUUCAGGAAAUGGUUGACAACCAGCCGAAUCUGCACGAAAUACUCAGACAAUUUGAUGUUUGGCUAGAGCAGUCAGGAUUGAUUGUUAAGGAGGGAAACGAAAAACUUGCUAAUUCUUGGACGUUUGUAACAUGUGGAGAUUGGGAUCUUGGCACAAUGUUGCCCAGUGAAGCUAAAUAUCGAAACAUACAAUUGCCGAAAUAUUUUAAUCAGUGGAUAAAUUUGAAAAAAUCCUAUGCUUCAUUUAAAGGCUAUUUUCCACCUUCAUUGGCUUAUAUGCUCAAUGAAAUUGGCUUAGAACGAAUUGGUCGUAUGCAUAGUGGUAUUGAUGAUGUUUUGAAUAUAUUUGCCAUAUUGAGGAAUCUUAUUGAAAACGGCUUUGUUCUCGACAAUACAUCUUCAGUUUCGGAUGAUAUGAUUGCAGUGAUACGAUCAGUUUUUGGUAAAGAAGGAAAAAAAUUAUAA